AUGGCAGGAGCGGUCUCGCCAUCUGCUCAUGUGGUGGUGUUCCCUCUCAUGGCUCAGGGACAUGCACUCCCAUUACUAGACAUAAGCAAAGUCCUCACAAACCUCGGCGUCAAAUUUCCUAGAGUCCCAGAGCUUCCUGAAGGAUGCGAGAACACUGCUGAUCUUCCUUCCAUGGCUUUGUUGGUGCCUUUCUUGAAAGCAAGUAAGUCCAUGAGACCCGCCUUUGAGUGUAUUCUCAGGGAGAUGUCUGAAGCCGGUUCUUGCCCGCUCAGUGUGAUUUCCGACUUUUUCCUAGGAUGGACGCUCGAUGUGUGUCAAUCUUUUGGAAUUCCUAGAAUUGUCUUCCAUGGGAUGGGAGUUUUGUCAAUGGUCAUCUUAAAAAUUGCCUUCAUGAAUGCCCCAUCCCUCUUGGCAAUGCCCGAUUCCGAUCCUAUCGAACUGCCGAACUUGAGCGUUCCUUUCACGGUCUAUAAACGUGACAUCUGUGAUUUGGAGCGGUGGCAAGACCCGGACGACCCUUACUCGCAUAUAAUAGCGGAGAUUGGAGAGGCGGAAGUGAAUAGUGCGGGCAUUAUCGUCAACAGUUUCGAAGAGCUCGAAGGUGAUUAUAUUGCCACCCUAGAAAGAUUUUAUUGCCAGGGGGCAAGAGCUUGGUGCAUUGGGCCGGCUUUGCUCUAUGACCAGAAUCAAAUAGAGAGACCUAUGGGAUCCAACCAGGCAGACCCAUCUCAGCCCUACAUCAAGUGGUUGGACGAGUGUGUUGGAAGCAGCAGAGUGAUACAUAUAUCAUUCGGAACACAGGCACGCUUGAGUGACAUGCAAAUGGACAAUAUAGCUUAUGGACUGGAGAUGGCAGGACAUCCGUUCAUAUGGGUAGUAAAAUCGGCAACUUGGGUGUUGCCGGACAAUGGAUGGGAGGAUCGAUUGAAAGGGUGGGGCUUGGUGGUGCACAAUUGGGUGGACCAGCGGCGCAUCUUGUCACACCCGGCAAUAGGUGGUUUCUUGAGUCAUUGUGGUUGGAAUUCGGUGCUGGAAAGCUUGUCGGAGGAGGUGCCGAUGCUGGCAUGGCCGAUGGAUGCUGAGCAGCCACUGAAUGCUAAACUUGUGGUGAUGGGGCUCGGGGCUGGGGUUAUGGUGAGAGAAGGUGGUGUUGGAGGGACGAUUGCUAGUGAGGUGAUAAGGGAUGGAGUUAAGGAAUUGAUGGGAGGGGAGAGAGGAAGGCAGGCUAGGGACAGGGCAAGAGAGAUUGGUAAGUGGGCAAGGCAAGCUGUGGAAAAGAAGGGUGGAUCAUCGUACAAGAAUUUGGAAGGCUUGAUUAAAUUCCUCAAAGAAAGAGUUAAAGAGUGA
Messenger RNA from Eucalyptus grandis, 1347 nucleotides. RefSeq names its product UDP-glycosyltransferase 90A1. The record is from RefSeq and is a predicted model, not a curated record. The coding region runs from base 1 to 1347 and encodes 448 amino acids. Lineage: Eukaryota; Viridiplantae; Streptophyta; Magnoliopsida; Myrtales; Myrtaceae. The transcript has 2 exons. Gene Ontology annotation, molecular function: UDP-glycosyltransferase activity.